UCUUAAUCCUUAGUUUGAAAUAAUGGGGCUGAAACAGGGGCUUUGUUGAGAACAUAGGUGUUGGCUUUAGGUAUGUGAAGAAAGAAAAUGGGUAGAAACAAGAAAUGAUGAAGAAGCUCUCUACAAAAUGGCGAAAAUCUCGCCGAUCAUCUGAGUUCGAUGAUGAUGGCAAUUUUUCUCUCCCCACUCGCGAUGAUUGCCGUCCCAUUGAAACCCAAGAGCAAGAGCAGCUGGUUCGAUCCUUCGAGAAGAAUCUCGCUCAGCAGUCUCUUCUUUGGAAGAUCGUCUUUGCUGGACUGCUGUUGUGUUAUGUGGCUUUCCUCGUUUUCUCAAUUUUUCAACAGGCUUAUUAUCCCUGGGAAUUGCGUUAUCAUGCAUAUUUCAUGUACGAGGUUGAUUCGUGGAGCAUCAUCUCUGCAGGUUUGGGUCUUCCUCUUAACAAUUUGUUUCCUGUUAUUUGGCAGAAUUAUCUAGCAGAAUUCAUGGUCAGCAUUGGGCUACUACACAAUUCAAAGCACCAUCGUAGAUGGUUUUGGUAUUCCUGCAUCCCUGGUAUAUUAUCAGCGGUCUUCUGGUUACACCAUAUGUUGAGAUUGGCAAAGUUUAAGUGGGAUAUCUUGUGGAUUCCUUUCGGGCCAUUGAGUGCAUCUGGCAUCUGCCUCUAUGUGGACCAUUUACUCAACGAGUCGUCUGAAGAAGUAAGGAAACUUCGGGAAUACAUGUAUGCUUACAAGGCAAGUUAACAACCACACUCUUACUAAGUUCAACGAGAAUGGAUAUGAGAUAUAGAGUGGUUGUCGGAGUUCUUAAGAAUUCGGUAAUUUGAUUUAAGCUUCAAAGAACAUGCACAAUUGGGUUUAUAUGCCAUCAAUUUCUCUAUAGCAGUGCUUGUAUUUCCAGCUAAAGUUUUGAACUGUGCCUGAGAUGAUAUGAGAUUAUGAUUGUCGUACUAAUACGAAUAUUUAGCAGAAUGUGUGAUUUUUAUUUCAGACUUUUUAGUUAAAUCUCUUGCAAAAUGGUCUGUACUAGUAAAAAUGCAAUACCAUUGUGGUCAGCAUAUUUCUUUUAGAUAUAAUUUGUACA
Messenger RNA from Olea europaea var. sylvestris, 1083 nucleotides. RefSeq lists its product as uncharacterized. The coding region runs from base 105 to 743 and encodes 212 amino acids. The record is from RefSeq and is a predicted model, not a curated record. The transcript has 8 exons. Lineage: Eukaryota; Viridiplantae; Streptophyta; Magnoliopsida; Lamiales; Oleaceae.